Messenger RNA from Notodromas monacha, 585 nucleotides. The record is from the annotation of a GenBank genome assembly. NCBI's taxonomy places the organism in Eukaryota, Metazoa, Arthropoda, Ostracoda, Podocopida, Cyprididae.
AUGGUUUAUUUUCGGGCGCUGAAACCGUCGAUUCCCCAGUACGACCUGGUGAAUGUCCAACUCAAGGGAUAUGACUUCCGAGUCCUAGAAUCGUACCAGAAGUACGUGGAAAAAUUAGCGGAAAACUUCGGAGUGAGCGUGAAUGACAGUUGGGCGACUCCUGCUUCGAAGUACCGCGUAGAUGUCGUAAGUGACGCUAACAAGGUUGUUGACCAGCUGAAUCUGACGAAGUAUGAGCGAAAUGUUCAGUUUGAGAAUCUGCCAGCGUGUAGAGCAGGCCUAAUGCUGAGCUUGCUGAAGCGAACGUUGCCUCCAGGAGUUGAACUGAGUGUUCACGAGCAUUUGCCGGAACACGAACAAAUUCGAAUGGUGCCUGAUUUCGAACUAUUGGAACUGAAGAAAUGGGGGCUUUGCCCAUUCCCUGUGAGGUUCAUUGGUGGACCGGCUCAGAAGACAUACGGCUGUGGGACGAGUGUGACACCAGUGUCUUCAGAAUGGGGGCUUUGCCCAUUCCCUGUGAGGUUCAUUGGUGGACCGGCUCAGAAGACAUACGGCUGUGGGACGAGUGUGACACCAGUGUCUUCA